AUGAUGUCUCUGUGUAGAAGCGGAGAUGUGGCGCGUCUCACCGCCACCCAGCCGGCACUGGCGCAGACGACGAUGACGACGACGCUGCAACCGCGGCCCGAAGACAACAACAACGACAGCGGCGCCGGCCCGUUCACGUUCUUUCCGGGCAAGCCGCGGUGGACGCGGCCGGACAGGGUACUGACAUACGCCGUGUCGCCGACGGCCACCGCCGACCACCUCCCGCCGAGCGCCGUGCGAGCCGCGCUCCGGAGCGCGUUCGCGCGGUGGGCGGACGUGAUCCCGAUGAGAUUCCUGGAGGCGGAGCGCUACGACGCGGCGGACAUCAAGGUCGGCUUCUACCUCUACACCGACGGCCGGUGCGACGGGUGCGCCUGCAUCGACAGCGACGACGACGACGACGACGGGGACGACUGUGAAGGAGUGCUCGCUCACUCCUCCAUGCCGGAGAAGAGCGGGCAGAUCCACCUCCACGCGGCGCACAGGUGGACGGUGAACCUGGCCGCGGACACGGCGCCGCUCGCCGUCGACCUGGAGUCGGUGGCGGCGCACGAGAUCGGCCACGUGCUCGGCCUCGACCACUCGUCGUCGAGGAGCUCGAUGAUGUACCCGUUCAUCAGCUGCAGGGAGAGGAAGGUGCGCCUCACCACCGACGACGUCCACGGCAUCCAGGAGCUCUACGGGGCAAACCCACAUUUCAGCUUCGGUGCCUACUUCAAGCAGGACAUCUUGUCGCGCAUCCAACAGAUGAAGAAAGAGAAGAAGAAGAAAGCUCGCGGCAGCUCUUUUUGGCAACGUGGUCUAGCUCUCACUUGUGCCGUAAUUGUUACCAUGAUCCCACUCCCACUUUCAUUGAAUAAACUUCUUUAG
Molecule: messenger RNA, 870 nt
Organism: Oryza sativa Japonica Group (Japanese rice)
Lineage: Eukaryota; Viridiplantae; Streptophyta; Magnoliopsida; Poales; Poaceae
Product: metalloendoproteinase 4-MMP
Biological process (GO): proteolysis; extracellular matrix organization; collagen catabolic process
Cellular component (GO): extracellular matrix
Molecular function (GO): zinc ion binding; metalloendopeptidase activity
Source: RefSeq, a predicted model, not a curated record